AUGCUCUCGCAACACUUUUUCGGUGACAAGAAGCCACCACGCUCUCUUUAUCUCCUCUGUCCUCUACACUCGCACCACUCGCUUGAGAUUACUUCAAAGAUUAGCAGCUGUCAGAUGAGAUCCAAGUACUCUAUCAACCGUGCUCAAAAUGUGAGUUCUGAAAGGCAACUUAGGCAAUUCGUUACAGGUAAAGACAAGUUAGCAGGUAGAAAUUCAAAGGGUCGUAUCACAAUUUUCCACAGAGGGGGAGGGGCAAAACGGUCACAAAGAACAAUUGACCUAAAACACAACACUUCAUCAGUAGGUGUAGUUGAACGAAUUGAAUACGACCCAAAUCGCACUUCACGGAUCGCAGUGGUCAGAUGGGUCAAAGGGGUAGCCGUUGACCGCCCGAAAAAAGUCAACUCCCUCCAAAAAAACUUCACCCCACCCCCAAGAUCCUACCCUCCAUCUCCAUCAAAGGUCAGUUUUCAUUCUCUUCAAUUCCCGGAAUGUUAUAAGACAAAAGGUGGAAUCUUUAAGGCCUAA
Lactuca saligna is the source of this 528-nucleotide messenger RNA. The record is from the annotation of a GenBank genome assembly. Lineage: Eukaryota; Viridiplantae; Streptophyta; Magnoliopsida; Asterales; Asteraceae.